This is a messenger RNA of Morus notabilis, 2084 nucleotides long. Its product is annotated as F-box/kelch-repeat protein At3g61590. Bases 621 to 1838 code for a protein of 405 amino acids. Gene Ontology annotation, molecular function: protein binding. Lineage: Eukaryota; Viridiplantae; Streptophyta; Magnoliopsida; Rosales; Moraceae. The record is from RefSeq and is a predicted model, not a curated record. The transcript is spliced from 3 exons.
CAUCUCUCCCACAUUCAUCAACCACAUCAAUUAAACCCACGCGCCUCACGCGCCUUCCCUUCUCUCUCUCCUCCUUCUUUCUAUCUCCUAUAGGAAAACCGCCUUCCCACUUCAUUCUUUCCUGUCGUUUUAUUGUUAUAUAUAUCAAUAGAAAACGAAAAAGAAAAGAAAACCCAAAAAAUAAUCUCUCUCUCUCUCUCUCCUCAAUGGGUUGCUGGGGCAUGGAUAUCACCCAAAUCUAAGAGCGACCCACGUUAUGUUAUGUUUCUCUCUUCCAUUUGAAGCGGAAUUUUUUUUCUCAUACCAUACCCCAUUUCAUUUUCUUUCUCUAGUUUUUUUUUUUUAAUAUUUUUUUCCCAUUAAUGUCAAGGGUUUGUCUCAAAGUCCUUUGAUAUUCCCAUUUUUUUUUCUUUGAUAAUUUUUUUCGCCCCGGUUUUGGCCUUCAUUGCCGUUAAUCUGGCGACUUUGGACAAAUCUGGGCAUACCCAUUUGGCCAGUGACACUGGAGAAGCAUUACACAAACACAAAGGUUCUGACUCGUUUUGGUCCUGACCUGGUGUUCUCAGGAUUUUUCGCGGUGUAGAAAAAUGUUUUGAGGUUCUUUGGCUUCAUCUUUGAUCAUGGAGGGAGAAACAUCAUGGUUUAGCCAUUGCCUUGAUGAGAUGUCAAGAGAAAUUGGGGUGCUCGAUUCAUACUCGGAGCUUGGUGAUGAAGGUAAUAAAGAAGCUAAUGCAGUUUCUGUGGACUUGAUCUUGCCCGACGACUUGUUAGAACGGAUCCUAGCGUAUCUUCCCAUAGCUAGCAUUUUCAGAGCAGGUUGUGUUUGUAAAAGAUGGCAUGAGAUUGUUAGUUCAGAACAAUUUUUAUGGAACUUUUCACAAGUACUAUCUCAAAAGCCUUGGUACUACAUGUUUACGAGCUCUAAUGAAGCUCUUGGUUAUGCCUAUGACCCCAUACUUCGGAAGUGGUAUGGUCUCGAACUUCCCUGCAUCCGAGCACCCAAUUGGUUCAUUGCUUCGUCGUGCGGUUUGGUUUGUUCAAUGGACAAUGACAGCAGAAGCGAGUUAUGCGUCUGCAACCCCAUCACAAAACGUUGGAAGAAGCUCGAGGAGCCUCCCGGUUUGAGGUUUUCUGAUUACAGUGCACUUGCAAUCUCAGCAAACAGGAUAUCGCUCGGUUACACCAUCUCGAUCGUGAAGUCCAAGCAAGUCACUGGAAACUUUUUCCAAUGGGACAUCUCAAUUCACAUCUAUGAUUCAGAAACAACGAUGUGGGUCACUUCUCUGACCGAAGUUUUGACGGGAUGGAGGGCUGGGGAUGAGAGUGUGAUCUGCGGUGGGGUUCUGUACUUCUUGAUUUACUCCACCGGAGGCGGGGCACCAGAAAACCGUCAUGGCCUAAUCACAUACAACCUGUCCACCCGAUCUUCUCAUGGUUUGUUGAUAAGGAGUUUCGUUCCUGUGCCUUGUCCUCUUACCUGUGGCCGAUUGAUGAACUUGAAGGAGAAACUGGUAAUGGUUGGAGGAAUCGGCAAACCAGAUCGACCCGACAUAAUCAAGGGGAUUGGCAUCUGGGUUUUGAAUGGGAAGGAGUGGCAAGAGAUUGCUCGUAUGCCUCACAAGUUUUUCCAAGGAUUCGGCGAGUUCGAUGAUGUUUUUGCAAGCAGCGGUACUUAUGAUCUCAUAUACAUUCAGAGCUACGGAGCUCCAGCUCUUCUGAUCUAUGACAUGAAUCACAAACAAUGGAAAUGGUCACAGAAGUGCCCAGUGACAAAGAGAUUCCCACUUCAGCUCUUUACUGGUUUUUGUUUCGAACCCAGGCUUGAAAUUGCCCCUUAAACAUGUUUUUACCCUGGCAUUGAAGUGGUGAUAUUGACAAGUUUAUCAGAGAUUUCUACUUUUCUCCCUACUUUUUUUUUUUUCUUUUUUCCUUAGUUUCUGCUAUAAUGAAAUCUGUGUUUCAGAAUUUUAAUACAACACAAAAAAAAAAAAAAAAAUGUACCAGCAUUGCUGAUAAAGCUGCUCAUUCAUGACUAUUGGAAUGUUAUUCUUUGCAUUUAGAAAUACCGAGUGAGUAGAUUCAAA